AUGUCGUUCAACUACUCCACCAGCGACCGCGAACAAGCAAGUCGCGAAAAAGUACAAGCAAUGCGUCAGGGUAAUACUCCAGCGGUUCUCCGUCUGGAGAGAAUUGCGGAGCGAAAGGGGUUGAGUGAGGAUGAGAAGGUGGAAUUGUGGCGGAUCGUAAAGUACAGGUACCUGAACAUUGAAGAAGGUACAGACGGCUACGACAAGGGCAGGGGGCCGUGUUUUUCGACAGACCAGAUCGCGAAAGUGAUCUCGACCAUCAAGAAGUGGUCAGAUGACCACAGCGGGACGAGGGCGAUGCUACGCCGAGACGAUAGGCGGGUGGAGAUGUUUUUACGACGCCGACGAUGA
This is a messenger RNA of Recurvomyces mirabilis, 351 nucleotides long. RefSeq lists its product as uncharacterized. The transcript has a single exon. The record is from RefSeq and is a predicted model, not a curated record. Lineage: Eukaryota; Fungi; Ascomycota; Dothideomycetes; Mycosphaerellales; Teratosphaeriaceae. Bases 1 to 351 code for a protein of 116 amino acids.